Messenger RNA from Chiloscyllium plagiosum (whitespotted bambooshark), 719 nucleotides. RefSeq names its product transthyretin (prealbumin, amyloidosis type I) (gene ttr). The record is from RefSeq and is a predicted model, not a curated record. Gene Ontology annotation, biological process: purine nucleobase metabolic process. NCBI's taxonomy places the organism in Eukaryota, Metazoa, Chordata, Chondrichthyes, Orectolobiformes, Hemiscylliidae.
UGAUCUAUAAAAUAUCCCCAUCUUGUAAAUCCUUUCAUCUCGACAUCAGCUUUGAGAGCAGGCAACAUGCGUUUCAUAUUGAGCCUCAUCAUCUGCCUGGCUGCCUUCUACAAAGGAGAAUCAGUGGACCACAGUGGUAGUGACGCCAACUGCCCCAUCAACAUCAAAGUGCUUAACGCGGUCAAUGGAACCCCAGCAGCAAACCUUCAUAUGCAAAUUUACCGACGAAAUGCAGACCUCAGUUGGCACCAAUUUAACACCGGAGUUACAGGAAUUAAUGGAGAAGUCCAUAAUCUGAUCACUGAGGCAGAUUUUAUUCCAGGAAUGUACAAGAUUCACUUCAACACCGCUGAUUAUUGGAGGAACUUGGGAUACACCCCUUUUCAUGAAUGCGUUAAUGUGAUUUUCCGUGUAGAUGAAUCCACUCAUCAACACUACACUCUUGCACUUCUGCUGAGUCCUUACUCCUAUUCCACCACGGGAAUGAUCAGAAACCCACAUUAGACCAACAGAACCAUUUCCACACACCCCGACUUCAGAUCAAAAUGGCAAGUCGCAAGGAAGGAAACUACAAACUAUUUAACAAGUGGUCAAAGUUUUGUUGGUGAAUCAUUGCCAAAUAUUUAAACUAUGAUUGUCGUAGCUCUUAAUUAUUUUUGAUUGAGAAACUGCACAAUAAAAGUACAUCUUCCGAGCUAAAAUGUUAUCUAUUGUUAAUA